Molecule: messenger RNA, 586 nt
Organism: Onychostoma macrolepis
Lineage: Eukaryota; Metazoa; Chordata; Actinopteri; Cypriniformes; Cyprinidae
Gene: atp5if1a
Product: ATP synthase inhibitory factor subunit 1a
Exons: 3
Coding region: 98-427 (109 amino acids)
Biological process (GO): negative regulation of ATP-dependent activity
Cellular component (GO): mitochondrion
Molecular function (GO): ATPase inhibitor activity
Source: RefSeq, a predicted model, not a curated record
AUCCAGUUACGCUCCGCUCCUUUAUUUCCGUGUCCAGAUCCGCACAAGGGCAAAUUCUGUCCGAUUGUCCUGUGUUUGCUCGGCAGUGAGUUCAGUGAUGGCUAGGCUGCUGCUCAGGGGCACUUUGAGAGGCUACUUCACCUCACCGCUCCGCAUGAUGGGAUCCGAUCAGCUGGGAGACCUGGGUGGAGGAGCAGGGAAAGGUGGAGGAGCGGGCGGCUCGGUGAGGGAGGCCGGAGGAGCCUUGGGGAAGAAGCAGGCGGCGGAGGAGGAGCGCUACUUCAAGCAGAAGGAGAAGGAGCAGCUGGCGGCUCUGAAGAAACAUCACCAAGAAGAGAUCGACCACCAUAAGAAGGAGAUCGAGCGCCUGCAGAGAGAGAUCGACAGACACAAGGGCAAGAUCCGGAAGCUCAAACACGACGACUGAAGCGCCAUCAUCACAAUAUUUCACGUCUUGUGCCUGAGAGCCGUCUGUGUCUGUAGCCACUCGCGUGAUCCACAGCUUUCGGCUCGUCUUCAGAUGACGACCCAAGUGAUUUAAAUCUGUUGCUGGUUUGAGAAAUAAAGCGUUCUGAGUUUAUCUGAA